This is a messenger RNA of Porites lobata, 19903 nucleotides long. The record is from the annotation of a GenBank genome assembly. NCBI's taxonomy places the organism in Eukaryota, Metazoa, Cnidaria, Anthozoa, Scleractinia, Poritidae.
GGAGUUUGUUUGGGAAGGAACAUAGAUGGUUGUUUGGCGGAGCAAUCCUUCUUGAAAUUUUGAACUAUCGAUGAUGAAAUGAGGACUAAAGAAGGUCUGCGGAAUGGAAAAAAGCUUAGUGCAAUCGGCUUCCCCGAAACGAGGACCGAGCUCUGCCGAUGCAAACCUAAGCAUCGUUUUGAACUUAAUGUGUCAUACAACUUGCCAUCGCCAGGGAGGCGAAACUGAGAAAUUCGCAAAGAGAGCCAUUGAAUCGUUAGUAAAGAAGCUGAGAAAAAAAUCCGAAGAGCUAGACUCUUUGAUCACUGCUAUUACGACUAAAGGCUCUAAAUCAUCGAAAUGUGUCACGAUUCAGAGAACUUUGGACGGCAGACUUCAAGUGUGCGAGCGCAAGGGCUUUCCACAUGUGAUUUACGCUCGGCUGUGGCGAUGGCCCGACAUUCAAAAAAUGGAGAUGAAACAUUUGGACUUUUGCCGAUACGGCUAUGACCUUAAGUACGAAAGUGUUUGUGUCAAUCCGUACCAUUAUGAAAGAAUCCGCAGUCCGGCAGGUAAGCUUUUUAGUCUUGUUUCAGAAGGUUUGUGCGCUGGGUCAAUUGUGUGAUGAUGUCAUGUAGCUGGCCUAAGGGACUAAGUGAACGCACGCAUUUCGUGUACGUGCUCCUAUAGCAGACGUGAUGACAAAGUACACCGGAUCUUUGGUAUGUGACAAGGAUUGAGGCUUGCUUUAAUCCUUCUUACCAUGGAAUUGUCUAUCAUGAGUUUGUUUUCAUGCUUGUGUCACAAGGGAAGCUAAAAAGCUCGAUCGGGGUGAUAUUUUCGUAAUUCACUCACGGACAUUUUUUUCGAGCGGCAUCGUCUCACUCUAGCUUUUUGCCUAAAACGUUAUCAUCCCUACUUCGACCAGAGCCUUUUACGAAAAAUAUCUUUGCGAUCAAUUCCCUGUGUUAAAGCAUUUCGUUUAUUCGAUGGUACAGAAUUCGCCUCACGAAUUCAUUAGCGAUAAACAUGUCAAAAAGCGAAAUGCUAAUUUCUUUCAUGGGAGUGGGCACGUCAGUGCUUUCCUAAGCUUGGCCAUUGUUUGGAUAACGAGCAAGCGCCUAUUUUGCAUUUUUAAUAUCUAGAUGAAUUUUUGGCCGGAAUUUUUGCGCGAUUUUGUUGGGAACGUUUUCCAGACUUGGUUUCAGACGUGUCGAGCGUCGAAUCACGUCAAAUGACUGGCGAUCAUUUCGUGUGGGGCGAGAGAAUUAUUUUGUCUGGGUUUUGUUUAAGUAUUAUUGUUGGUUAGUGGUCAUUGUCUGGCUGGAACGUUUCUUGUCUGAAAACGUCUGAAAUGUCGUCUGCUUCGGCUCUAAUUUAUUUUGGGACGUGAAAAUGUUUUUGUCGGAGGUCAGAGUACACGCGCGCGCCAUUUGGAAGAAGUUUUUUGUAUAAAAACGCUCUGAGAACAGUGAAUGUGCAUUAGCCAGAAAGUAAACAGGCUGGCUUAUUAGUAUUCAAAAACACCUCAUUUGAAUAUAUUUUUUAUUUCAGUCUGCUUGGCUGUCUAGACGAUAGCGUGAAUUUUUCAACCUUCAUGCGAUCUCUUUAGUGCCUUUUAUUUUUCAGGCUACGCGCACGCUAUCGCGAUCUUUGCGGAACAGGUUUUGUUGCGUGAAAGUCUUUUGAAAUUUUGAAUGCCAUUUCUGACAACCUUUAUUGUUUGUAAUUGUAUGACAGUUCGAGGAUAAUAAAUUCGCUUCAGCGGCGAAUUCUGUUGUUUCAAUCAUUAUUAAUUGCCACCUUAACGUUUUCAAAAUUUGAUUUUUUAAGGACAGAAGCUUUGGAAAUAUCACAUGUAUAGUUUGUGAUAAUCUUUCCGCCCAUUAAUAUUUUCUCAUCUCUUAACAAACAAAACCACAAAAGCCACGCAGAUGCAUUUAAAUUGCUUGUUGUAAUACUGUCACGUAAUUAAAAUUUCGUCUUUGGUCGAGCUAUACGAAACGUCGCCAUUACGUGUUGGAAGCUCAGUUAACUUGUUUUAGGCAGAUGUACUUUCCAUAGUAUUUCGUGAUGUUAAAGCCCAGCUAAUUGUUAAAAGGAUUUGAUCUGUCGGUUUCUUUUGUGUACAUCGUUCCACUUUAAACCCCAGGGGAUCAGAAAAAGCUCAGAAAACAGAAGAACUGAAUUGCAAAUUUUGACUUCAUUGUAUCAAUUCUAAUAUUUUAAAGUUUUUGGUAUAUCUAAGUUAAGUUUUCAGCUCACUGGCAAGGGUAUUGAAUUCAUUUAUUGGUGAUAUUGGUUGGUUGAAGGUCAGGAUAUCAUGUUGUUUACUUACCUGCAGGCAGGCACUGUGGCAGAUAGAGUCAUGAAUAUUUUUACCCAAAGCAUUUUUACCUUUGUUUUUAUCUUUUUUGCAAUAAAUACUGACAGGUAUUCCAAUCUCUACUGCCUCAUUGUGCUUUUCUAGAUAGAGAAAAAUAUGAGGGAGUUGGUUCUUAAGAAGAUUAUAAUGACUGAGUAUGUCAUUCUCACAUGUUAUUUUGUCAAUGGCGUCUCUACACAGACUCCAUGAUACUGUGAAAUCAUUCAGUCCUUAAAUAUAUUCGAUUUGUAUUUUUCUUAUUAAGGUUUGCAAUAUCUGAUCUUGCCUCCUAGUACUGAGUUGUUUAGUCAAUAUUUUAUAUGAAGUUCCUUGUUUUUGUGACUAAGUGACAAGUGACCUGUACUUUCUUAAGAUUUUACUGGUAGUUUGGUCAUUUUUGCAAUAGUAUCAUUUUUUAUGAUUGCUUAGGCAGUUCCUUUGUUUCCUUGUCACAUAAAUAGUUAAGCUUUGUCAAGUGCAGUCUGUAGCUCCAAUUAACUCCCUUACCCAGCCAGUUUUAUUAGUGGAUGUCCGUGCAGUUUUUUUAUUUCUCACUGACACUGUUUCAAUAUGACUCUUAAAUUUGAGGCAGACAUAUCAGAGUUAAGGCACAAUUCUUGCAAAGAUCUGAUAGGCAGUUAGUAUAUGCUUAAGAAGUAAAGAAGGAAAUUAUAUAAGCAACAUAAAGCUGAUGCUAGCUUGUUACAACAUGUUUUUUAACAGUGGCCAUGUCAAGAAAUAAGUUAGUUGUUUUAAAAAAGGCUAGGAGUGAAGCUUGAUUAACAUCCGAAUUAUAGGUCAUGUUUGAGUAGUGCUUUACACUUGAUGAAAUACCACAAAUGUCUUUUUGACAGGAGUAGGUUUAUCUCGAUCUUUUUCCACUUCCGUGUGUGUUGAUUUGAAGCACAGGAAUCCUGUGAAAGUUGUGGCUUUCAAAACUUUGGGAAUCCAAAUAAAAACUUGCAGUGUAACACAAUUAAUGGAAUAUAUCUUAUGCCAGUCUUAAUGUAAAUCUAGCAUCCCUUGGAAUCAGUCCUGACUUCUUGUGGUCAUGCCAAGUGUUAAACAUUCAUGUAAAUAUUCCGCAAUAAUAUUGCCUACUUUCUUUGAUUUUUUAUUUCCAUGGAUUGCAUAUUUCCAGUACAAGAAUAUAUUGUUUCUGUAACAGGGAAAGUCAAAGCUUUUUCUGCUCACUUGAUUUUAAAAUCGUCAGCGUACAUCCUGCUGGCUGCUUUUGCUCAUCGGCAAGCUAAAGACAACCAGACAGCAGUUACAUGACUGUGACUAGACAUGCACGUGUUUAGGAGUCCGACAAUCAAAAUUAUGUAUGAUGAUGUCAUUCUUGUAAGCUUAUUCAUAAUUUAUUUGGCAUUCUUAAUACAAAACAUGUAUGCAUGCAAAUAGUAGCCUUCGAAACAACUCUCUUAUUACUAUUCAAGGCAAAACAAUCCCUUCGCUAAGCUCACAGUGUCUACUCAUGAAUGAAUAAAACAGAUAUUGCACAUGCACCGACAAGGAAAAAAGGUUAAAACAAAAUGGUAACAGGGUUUUUCUCACUGGUUAAGAAUCAUUAUGAAAUCUAAAACAAAAUUAAGAAAAAUCUAGAAUAGAAUAAACUUAGUUGGUGUGUCCAUUUUAGGCAAUGUCAAAGCAAGUCAUAUUCCUAUAAUGCAAUUUAAUGACCUUUGUCUUAUAGCGGAAACGAAGAGAAUGAUGGAUGGUAUGGUGAUGAGUGAAGUUUCAAUGAAUACCUCUUUCAAAAAAUGAAACCUAUACUGUCAAUACUUUAAUAAAUUUUUGGAAUCAGUAUAAUAUUUUUUACAGUAUUGGAGGGAGAAUGGAUGUGUGUCUUUCGUUUCUGUAUUUGAUGCCUAAAAUAGAAAUUAAGUGAUACAAUCUAUCAACACAAGCUUGCAACCACUGAUCCGUGAAAAUUAUGAUUUGUGAACCAGACAAUCCAGUAUCAAUGAAAUAAAGUGUUUAUCAGUAAUGUUAGUACUGAUAAUCUAGUCGCCUGGUGCAACUUAAAGUGAGUCAUUAUUCUCACAGAACAUGUAUCUUUAGGGUUCAAGUAUGGCUAAAAGAACAUCGUCAGUGAAUAUUUUCAAAGUUUUGUAAACAAUGAUUAAACAGUAAUGACUAAGCAGUAAUUUUUGAUGAAUUUUGCAAAUUAUCCUCUUUGAAAUCACGAAAAGCGCCCUAUCUUAAAUUGCAGUAACACUUGUCUCUUCUCUCUAUAUAUUUGCGGCCAGUGUUAUUUCAGAUAAUCUGCAUGGUAGACUAAUAAAUAUACUUUGUACUUUUGGAACAGAUGAUAUUGAAAUUGUAUAAUCGUAAGUGCUGACUGCAUGUUGCCUUACGUAUUGCUGAUUUAGGGCAUCACUCUCCAUUAAGAAAGUUAUACAUGUAUAGUUCAGUUUAUCAUUCUUGUACACCAAAAAUACAUGGCCACAAUAACUUUUAAUCCUGUGUCAAGUCCCCUAGUACAAGUGAGUGCAACCAGUAUUAAUAUGCUGCUUUAUUUGUCAUAAUAACAUUUUUAAUUUUAUUUUUUUAUACAGCUGCCACUCUUUCAGUGAAAACAACAUCACCAAAUUGUGACAAGUGUGCAUUAUCUGUUUUGAAAGAAAGUCCUCCUCAACCAACAUCUACAUAUGAUCAACCAAAAUAUUUAGAAGCGGGACCCAGUAACACUCUACCGGGACCCAGCAAUAUUCCUUGUUCUGCUGAUCCCUGUCCAAUCAUUGUGCGUAAUUUACUCUGGCAUGCUGUCUUUAGACAUCAGGGUGCUGAUGCUGAGAGCUUUUGUCGCAGGGCCAUUGAGUCCCUGGUGAAAAAGUUAAAGAAAAAAUUUUAUGAGCUGGACUCUUUGAUAGUAGCUAUUACUUCCAAAGGACGGCAGCCAUCAAAAUGUGUCACUGUUCAAAGGACAAUGGAUGGGAGGUUACAAGUUGGGGACAAGAAGGACUUCCCACAUGUUAUAUAUGCACGGCUGUGGAGAUGGCCAGAUGUACAUAAAAUGGAAAUGCGACAUAAAGAAUUUUGUCAGAAUGGUUAUGACACAAAACAUGAAAAAGUCUGUGUUAAUCCUUACCAUUAUGAGAGAGUUCAACCACCAGGUAUGAUGAAACUAAGCAUUGUGUUUAUAACUUUGUAAACUACUGGUUAGUGAGGAAUCUGGUUGCUUAUUUGUCUCAUUAACUGUUGUAGUGGGCAGGGAAUUGAGAGCUGCAGGGGUCACGCUCAAAGUUGCAGAGGGAAUCCCUGUUCCCUUGCCCCCCUGCCCACUCUUUAUUGUCAACCCUGGAUUUUACCCAGUUAAAAGAACUAGCACAUAAUAAUGAAAGUAUGGUACUUAAGUGUAAAAGCUGUUUUUUUAUUUGAAACAUGUGAAUAUUUCAGAUUGGUUUAGAGCUUCAUUGUAUGGUAGUGCACACAAGUCACAUAGCAUUUCAGGUUUGUUUAUUUUUUGGUUUUUUAACUUUAUAGACAAGCUAGUCCAUACAGCACUUUGGAUAUGAUAAAUAACAGCUCUGUAUUCAAACAUACUAUCCUGUAAUGAGCAGUGAUUGCAUUGGAACAAAACGUGAGGUGCAAAAUUAGAUGACAAAUUUUCCAGACACACUUGUAAUCUCAAAGUUACUUGUUGUAAAGCUGUACUUAAAAAGUCUGUUCUUUUGAGGGGAAAUAUUACAGCCAGCCAUGCAGCUGGUUUUAAUUACUGGUACAAUAAUAUUUAAACUUUUUUCCUUCACAGAAGGUGAUAAUAACCUUAAAAGUGAUGAGGUGAGUUAGUUGUUUAUGCAAAAUGUUUUUUAAAUGAAAUGAUAUGUCUGGAGAGAAGAACAUAGAAAAAAAUUCUGAGUUCCAGAUGGGAAUUAAACCCACAACCAUCCGUACACUAGUUGGAUGCUCUAACCACUGAGCUACUGAGAAGUCAGUGGUGAGAGGUCAAUGGUGGGCUGACAUAACUAACACAUCGCUCAGUCACAAUUUGCAAGUUUAAGCAAGUACAGUCACCUUAUGGACCACACCCAUUUGUGUGAAAGAAGGAAGGGUAGAGGGUAGGAUUGCUGUUAAACCUUCCUUGGAGGGGAUGGGAAGCUAACAAAACAUAGAAGUUUCCAAUUAAUGUUCGAUUCUGUGAUGAAAGGUUUGGCUGAUCAGUGCUGAGGCCUGGGUGAUGUAAUUCAACCUGCUGGGACUUCUAAAAAGUGGCUCUAAGUUGGGCGUCAUCCUCCCCUGGCCAUUGCUUAGUUAUCUGCUGAGAGUCAUUUUUUUUCUAAGUAUGUUACUGUGCACACUUUCUCACAGGACACGAAUGGCAGCUCAUUCUCAAAUGGAAGUGAAGCCACUGAGAAAAACAGUAGUUGUUACUGUACACACACCAGUUCUCCACCAUCAGGGAAGAAGACAGAAGCCCAAGAUGCAAACAUCUUAAACUCCAGGGCAAAAAGAAAGCCUGCAGAUUUUAAUCAAGACAGGUACAUUGUACUACCAAUAGUAAAACAUUGUCAUUUUGAUCAUUAAUAUUAUAAGGAGAUGGUCUAGUUUAAUUUUAUCCUUGGUGCAAAGUAUAGUUUCCUCCACGUCAAACCCAUUACCAGCAUUACCAUACGUAAAAAAAAGCUCAAUUCUCGAUAAUAACAUUUAAAGCAAGCAUAAAAUUAAACAACAGGGAAAAAAUGGGUGGGAUUUUUUUAAUGACCAAUGCCCUUCCUUAAACUGUGUCUCCUUGUUUUGCAAUGUAAUUCUUACAUGCACGGUCCAUUUUUGGGAUUUAUGACAGUUACUAUAGUUACCUUCCUGUUAAGUGACAAUAUUAUUUUUAAAUGGGUAUUUUUAAACCUCGAUUUGGUUCCCGUUGUUGACUUAUUCUAAGGAGGCAAAUUUGUUAUUUUAUGGCAACAAUAUAACCAACAUGACGGCUCUUUGAAUACAAAGGACCAAUUUUACCCAACUCAUCAUCUUAUUGUAGUGACAGUGAUGAAGAUAUUGAUAUUGAAGCAGAAUCACCCAAGAGGACUAAGGUACCCUACUCGCUCACUUUAUAUAAUAAAUAAUUUUAGUAUAUACACACUCAGUGAUCUUGGUGAUUUAAGCAAUCUGAUUGGUUCGCUAUCUCGGACUAUUCAACAAUAUUCACCUCCUAGCGAGUGGAUAAUGUGUGAGCUCGGUGUUUUUCCCGUUUUUUUUAGAGAACGAUCUUUUAAAAGUCGACAAAAUCCUAGGGCUGACUUUUUUUAAGGCAAGAAAAGACUUGGAAGGAUUCAAUAUGGCGUUUUUCAAUUUACUGUAGCAGGAGUUUUGUGCUCGAUGGAUUGUUUACAACUCCCGUGUAUUCGCGAAGAAGAAGCCGUUUCGUGAACUCAGCGUUUUCUAAGAAGAAAAUUUUGGCUCAAAAAUCGAAGUUUAUUUAUGACAAACAAAUUUAAAAGGAAAUGUUUGCAGAAAUUCUACAUUUCAAGUAAACAGGAAAAAGAAUGAUACAGGAAGACGACCUCUUACCUCGAGCAACCGAGCCGCCAUUUUUGUCAGCACUUCAUGCGAAGAACGACACAACAUGCCCUUUUGGCUAUAAACUUGGCGAGUCAACAGAAAACAACACAGCUCUACUUUUUUUCUCAGGUAAGGAAACAGUUCAAACUUUUAGCGAUUCCAUUGAAGCCAUUACGCUGUUGUUUGCGAAAUGAGUAAACUUGUGAAUUGCCAUGUUUGAAAAUUCUGCAAAGAUCUAUUUUUAAACUUACGCGUGAUUUGAUCUGUCAAUCAAAUCCUACUUUUGAAUGGUUUCCUUUCUGAUUUUGUUGAGAUCACUUCGUGUGUAUAUACUAAAACAAUUAUUCUUCUCAAUCUCGGUGAAUAGUGGCUUUGGGAAUAUUUACCUCGCCGCUUUCGCGGCUCGGUAAAUAUUUUGCCACUAUUCACCUCGAUUUCAAAGAAUAAUUGUUAAGUAUCAAUAAUAAAUUUCAUCACAUCCAGCCUACCUACCAGAAAAGAUACUGUAUUUCCUCAAAUAAUAGUCGGCAGUGAUUAAUAUUAUUGCUUUUUCAAAACAAAUUAAAAGGGGGGCGAUCAUUUCAGAUAUUGCUCAUUGGAAUUGAAGUCAUGCCCUAAAUAUUUUAUUUUUUUAUCCCAUUAAUUCAAACAAGAAUAGCAUCAUAUAUACUGAACUUGGACUUUUUAUAAUUCAAGUGUUCCAAAUUGGGUUCCUUGAUUAAUUUUCAAUGUCAAUAUCCUUGCCCUCAGCAGCUGAAUUGUCACUGAUCAGUUUUGCUGGUUAAAGGAAAGAGAAUUAGGUGGCCGGCGUGAGGGGUGGAGUAGUGGAGGGGGGCGGGGGGUGAUAAUUUGAGGGAGGCAGUUACUUUAAAUAUUUCCUUCAAAGGGGGGGACAAUUAUUGUAGGGAGGCAAUUAAUCAAGGGAUGGCUAUUAUUCGAGGAGAUACUGCAAAUUUGUGAGUUUUUUGGUUGCUUAAUUUUAUCUUUUAAGCUUUCUCCAACUGAAAGUGUAUCAAGACGACUAGUCAAAAGAGAUGAGAGAUCCAGCAAUUUUGACAGUAAAUCAGGAAGGUAAGUAACAAAGCUGCUGGAUAUUAAUCUAAUGACAGAGCCAUGUGCUCCCAGUGGGGUGUGGGGUGGAGGGAGGGGGAACUUAAGGAAAUUUCAGCAAGAGGUGCAUCAGGUGUUGCUAAGGGCCUCAAACCCUGAUCCACUUUAACUUUACUCCUGGAGAUUUUGCUGAAAAACGCGUUUUGAAGCUAGUUGAGUGAUUUUCUGGUCACUGUCAUGCUAUAAAGAGAUAAAACUUACCACAAAUCCGUUCACAGGUUGUACACUUCACAGCCUUCUGAUCCAGAUGCAAAAUAUCAGCUUGCAUAGUUCGGGCAUGCGCAGAAAGCAAAAAUUGGGUUUAAAAGUGACACAGCAGUCUUGACUUUUACUUUUCGCUUUCUCUCCUCCCUUCUUUUUUCGCUUUUCUUGCCUCAUUUUUUUUUCUCUUGCUGGGCAUUUAGUAGGCUUCAUUUUGGUGGGAAGAGUUUUUAGGAAAGCUUUUAGGAUCUUAGGAUUAGGUGAAAGGAAAGGUAGGUGGGCAAUGGAACAAGAUUUUCAUGGAGAUUUACAGGUCAAUCUUACAUGGUUUUUUGCCUUUUUCUCCGGUGUCCUUGACUGAAUUGUGCUCAUUCUGGUAUGGUUUGAAAGAUCUCUUUAUUUUGCACAAGUGAGCUGACAAAGUUGCCCUUGAUCGUUAAAACUGAUGACGUCACAAGGGGUAGAAAGGAAGUGUAUCCACACAGCGGUUAUGAGCGGUUCAGGGGCGAAUGGGUUAAGACAAAUAUUUUUCAUUUCACUACCCUGUUUAAGACAGGAGACCUUAUUUUGAGACACUGAUUCAUACAGAAUUAAGUAAUUUUUGGAACUAACAUCAUAGAAUUAGAUUUUAUUGGAAAAAAUCUGGUACCAUAAAUGUAGACUGCUCAUCUUCAACCUUCCCACUCUCUUAAAAGCUUCCGGUUGGCCAGCAAAAUAAAGACACCUUGUUCAAGUCUCUAAAUAGUGAAAUUGUACACCUUGUGUACGUACUUGUAAGAGUCAGCAAUAACCUGAAAAGUAUACCCUCUUUUUUUGGCGGCACAUACUUUUUUAGGUCUAAUAAGAUAGUGCCCUCGCUCCCAGCCAUGACCAAAAUAAUAAUAUUGCCAUCAGUUUCUUAUUGUCUAGAUUGUUAUAAAUAUCAAGUUGAGUUUAUUAUGGUCUUUGCACAAUUCCUGAUCACCAUCUGAAGAUAUCUCCAUGAAACUAACAAAAUUAAGACUAUCCCAUAAUGUGCUAAUGAGAAAUUUUAAAAUGUUUUAAAUUAUUAAGUUUUAAUGUAUUUUUAUUUCAGAGUACGCUGUGCUCUGUGCAACUGUGUGAAUAACAGUUUAUUGGGACAAGGUGAAUUUAUUUGUUUUGGAAGAAUAUCUGGGUUUCCAAAGCACUCUCCAGCCACUUCUCAGUCACACAUGCAGCAUUCAGCAUCUGCGGCUUAUUCAAAUCUACAUAACCACGCUGUUGGUGGAGGUUCACUUGCUUCCUAUGGAAGAAGAAGUUCCCCUGAGUAUGACUAUGAAGAGCAUGGGUCUUACUGGAGAUACAGGACUGAUGCCACUAAUUCGACACUUCAUCAUCAAAGUCAUGGUGACAUUCCCGUCAGGUAAUUCACUGUUUGAGGCUAAAUACAUGAAUGGUGAUUACAGUAUGUUCAACCAGUCUUUUUCUGUGGUAUUAGUUUACCAAUUAAGGGGUGACAUUCUCAAAAUCGUGGAAGCAUUGUAAAGGUCUGUUGUGUUCCCAUCUCACACUGUGGAACUUUUGGCUGUGAUAUCUCAGAUUUAAAAACACUGGUAAUUGAGUCUUGAUGACUGGUGGAUUCUACCAUAACCACUCCUCAUUUGAAAUGUGAGAAGGGCCAAAGGUGUUAACAAUAUCAGUGCAUUUUUUCCGGUCUCAAUGGGCAUUUUGUGUUUAUUUGUUAUUACAUGUUAAGUUAAAUUUUCAUUUACUGUAAUUUUUCUGCUUCAACUUUAGAACAAGAAGCCCAGAUGGAAAAUCACAUUUAGUAAAUAGUUCAAGUAGUGGCAGACUCUCACCAUUUCCUCAAGAAGAUCUUUCCAGUGUUGGAUUUGUAGAAGAACCUGACCUAGUUGAUCUGUGUGACAUGUCAGGUCACAUAUGGGUGCAUGAGAGAUGUGCAGCAUGGACUUUGGCCUCCAUAGCAACCAAAUCUUCAGCUGAUUACACAGUGGAUUUAACAAACCAGAUUCUCUCAAAGGUAAAUUCUUCUACCUUGUUGUUUGUGAUGUCUGUUAGUUUAUUGCAACUGCUUUUGAGAAACGGAGUGUAAAUAAACCAACUACUCAACAAACAAGCCACGUGAAUAAUUUCCUAAAAACUAAAAGCCAUGCGAGAGAGAAGCGUUUGCUUGCAGGCUAUUCUUUGGUGGAAUUUCCAUACAUCAAGGUUACACUUAACUGUUAACUCAUUUGGACUUUGCAUGCUUAUUGUCAGUCAAGAUGUACUAGUGGUUUAUAAUUAGUUCACCUUCAGCACUAUAUCACAAAGCAAAUUAGUGACUGAAACUAAUCUAACUCAAACAUAACUGCUGGGUUCAAGAAUGCCAACUGGUCAAAGCUGAACUAGUUGGAGACUACCGCAAAACAAAUUCAGCUAGCAGUCAGGUGGGACCCAAGGCUCGCCAUUACAGCUCCCUAGCUCUGACUGUUCAGCCAGGCUGUCUCCCAAAAAGUAUUCAAUGAAUAAAAUAAUAAAUAAAAUAAAGGCCUUGAGUGGCUUUGGACUGUUUCCUUGUUUAUAUCUGUUGCACUGUAAUGAGUUGUGUACUUCAAAGUAUUUUUAAUAAUAAUUUCAAUUUUUUAGUAUUUAUUUAUUUAUACAUUUACUUAUUUGGGCAGAAAUGUUGUUUUUGUGGUCGCUUUGGUGCAAGUAUUGUCUGUGAAAUGCCAGAUUGUGGUAGAAUAUACCACUACCCCUGUGCAAUGGCUGCAAGAACCUAUCAGGUGAGAGCUGAGAACAUAUCAUUAACAAUAUUAUUUGACAAGGUUGAGCAGAAAUAUCGUAAUUUGUCAGUGGCAAGUGAGAUACUGAUAAAUCUUGAUAAGUUGCAUUAACCAAGUUCAAUAAUUGUUUUAUCAUUCCAUCACCGAGUUUAUUUUUGGAUGAAUAUCUUUGCGAAGCGUAGCGAUUUGGCCAUUUUUACGCAAUAGCAAUUGCAAGAAGGAGAAAAGCGGGGUUUCAUUUGCACAUGAGCAGAAUAUUAUUUGCUGCCAAACACAGUUGGAUGACAUUAAGCAUGAGUAGACCAUUAUUUGUAGGUAGUUUUUUACCGGUCACAUGGUGGGCUCUUGGUCAGUGAAAAGGAAAAAAAAGUUUGCAUUGAAUUAUAAGUAUUAUGUGGUAACCAUGUCAACAUUCUUGGACACAUGUCAUUUCUAAUGCCAAUACACUUUUUAUACAGAGUGAAUCUUGCUGUUUCCCACAGUGGUGACCAGUAUAUAUAGAUGUCCUGGAAAAAUAUUAAUUUUCAUGUUUUUUAUACAUAAGGUGAUUAAUAUUAUUUCAAUCCCAAAUUAUCCUGGACUCUCCACAAGGUAGAAAUAUCAAACAUCAUUGGGAAUUAUAAAGUACAUAAAUGUGUCAUAUCUUUUUUACAGGACAUAAAAACAUUGAAACUUUACUGUUCAAGUCAUGAGGACAUCAUACAAAGAGUAGGUACGUAUCUGGUUCUAACAAUGGUAGUAAUAAAGCUGAUUCAAACAACAGACAAAAAUAAAAUCAACUAUGCAAAUAAAACAGUAUUAAAUAUUAUACCGUUAAUUUGUAAUAUGCCUCUGAAAAUGAUUGCAGCCACUUUAAAGAUCUUAAAUAUGAUGAGAAAAAUAAAAGAAAAUUAAAGAAAAAUAAUUAUUAUUUUCCGUAAGAUUUGUCUUCAUUUAGAAAAAGUGGUUUAAUAAGGCGAGAGAUUUAAUGUAAUGUUUUGAUUUGCAGCAUUUUGUGACAGAUGUCAUCAGGGAGGGGAGCUGUCACAGUUGCUCCUCUGCAGCCGAUGUAACUGUCAUUAUCACAGCUACUGCUGUUCACCCCCUGUGCGUGCUACUGAAACUGUUAGAGUUGGCUGGCAAUGUGCUCAGUGUAAAUCCUGCCAGUCUUGUAGGUAAGAUCUUCAACUUUGUCAUUAAACAAGCAGCCAUUAGUAGAUAUCAGUAGAUGUUGAUUGUGUUGACAUUCAAGUGCACGUAAUUCAUUAGUUGAGGUUCCUCUUUCCUAAUUUUUUUUUCACUUAUUUCUAACCCGAGGUAUUUCUUCAAAAGUUGUGCAGGUAAUGCAUUAGCUAUGUACAACAUACCUGAUUAAAGGAUUAUAAUGUCAAGUAAUGGUCCAGAUAAGAAGGUUUAAGAACCAAAUGCAAUGAGCACGUCAAAGUGUAAAAAGGUGCUAACAUUACUAUUGUAAUGAACUUCUGAUUGGUUCAAACAUCAAAUUUUAAUAAAUUUUCACAAAGCAACAUGUAUAUUAAUCCCUUGUUUUCUAAACAGCUUCCUUGUAACAAAAUUUUGUGAGUCUGCUGCCUCCUGCAGCGAUCCUGUUACAAAUAGUUAUGGUGAGUCCUGGGACUCAUCUUGUGAAAAGUUAUGAGUCCCAGUCCAGAACCAAUGAGUCCAAGUUAAAAAAACGAGUCCGAAAUUGAAAAUGCUUGGGCCUUUAUGUAACCAAACAGUCUGAAGACAGACUCCAAAACUCUGUAUUACAGUAUACUGAAAUUAAAAUAUAGUCCUUCUCUUCUAAAGUACAACAAAGGCUAAAAGAAAUGUGCAUCAUUAAACAACAGCCAUUAUACUGCCUCAGAAAUUACAUGAACGGGCUAUUUCUACAAAUACACAUGUUCAGAUCAAUCGAUCCCUCUUUGCAUCCUACGGGAUGCAUGCCAUGAAUUAUUUUGCGUCUUUGUAGAUUUUUAUGUGUCAGGGACACAGGACACAGAGAUUACAAAAACACUGCUCUUGGAGUCUCAAUUUUUUUUAGUCUCAGUCUCGAAUCUUGGACUCACAGUCUCACAAAGACUCGAAUUUACCAUUCUAUACCCCUCAAAGAAAUUGCUUCCCAUCUUACCCCGAUCACUAAUAAUGGUGAUGAUGAUGAUGAUGAUAAAAAUAAAUUACAACGACAACAAUAAUGAUAAUGAUGAUUAUGAUGAUCAUGUUAAUAAUGAUGAUGAUAAUAACAGUGAAGAUGAUGAUGAUGAUGACGACAAUUCUCAUGUUAAUAACAUUAUUGAGGCUUUGUUAUUUUAUUGAACACAAACUCGUGGAAUUUAAAAUCAUGGCUGUUCUACAUUUCACAGACUUCCUUCCCCAAAGGAUAAGCUGCUAAUAUGUCGCAGCUGUGACAAAGGUUACCAUCCAUUGUGUACAGCACCGGUGGUGAACCCUACAGAAAAAUUGGGCUGGAAGUGUGAGGUUAGUUGUUAGCUUUGUUUGAAGCAGAAAUUAUUUACAAGCCAAUGCAACCUGUCAGGAGCCAUGCUAUUUGUCUUGACCAGAAUGUCAUUUCCUUCAUUUUAGUCAGAUUGUCCCUGUCUCCUUCAGUUAUUUAUUUAGGCUUAUUGGCCUUUCGGAAAAGCCUCUCUAACUGAGAAAGGCACUUAACUGCCGGUCAAAGCUGUGUCAUACUUGGAUUGUGUCAACUAAAAGAGACAUGUCUUCAUCCUCAGGUUUCUGACUUCGUGCCUGUCUCAAAUGUCUAUUAAUAUAAUAUCCAGUAACGUGACUGUUUGUGAGGAACCAUACUUUUUCCUGCUAAACUUGAUACACAUUUUUCAACUAUCUUCCAAACAGAGAUGUCGGCAAUGCAGGAUUUGCAGAACUAAGAAGACAUCACGGUGGCACAUUGACUAUACAUUGUGUGACAAGUGCUACCAAAACAAACACAAGACAAAUCACUGUCCAAUUUGCAACACUGAGCAGGGUAACCACAGAGUGGUGCAGUGUGAUUCAUGCAGCAGGUGACUACAUCAGUACCUUUUUUGUGACAAAACUUUUACAUUUUGGAGAAGAUAGAAACCUUUCAUUAUAUGACAAUCCUUCAAUGAAUCAACUUUUUGAUAGGUGGAUUCAUACGAUGUGUGACAACAUAACUGAUGAGAUUUACAGGAAACUUGAGAGAGAUCGCAGCAUUAUUUAUGUGUGCAAAAUAUGCAGAGAUGAAGUUGAGAAGAUUAAAAGGGAAUGCAGAAGAGAGGUAAGGGGUCACGUUAUGAUAGCAGUGGGGGGAAGGGGAGUGGGUGAGUCAAGCCCAUUGGCCUAUGAAACUUACAUCUUAAUGAAUACAAUCAAUACAAAGAAAACUCCUAGUGCAAAAUACUUUCAAGAAAAAACUGUUUGGAAAAGAUGAGUCUUAAUUUUGCUAUAUAGUGACUGAAUAUAUCACAAUUUAUCAGGCAAAUUAUUCCAUAAACAGGAUGGCAGCUAGUAACAGUGUUAUUUCUUGAACAAGGUUUAUUUUUGCAUUACUCUUGCAGUGUUUGAAUUCAGCCUGAUCUGCCUUAAGUCCUUUUCUAACAGUGUUAUUUUCCUGUGCAGAUCAAAGCAGACCCUGUAGAGCUGGAAGAGUUAUCUCCAGUUACUUCCAUGAUAUUAGCUCAGGAAAUGUACAAAGGAGAGAACACAAAAUACAACUCUGAUGUUACAACCAGCAUGGCCACAACGCCAUGUUCAAUGACAUGGAUGACCUCUGAGCCUGUACAGUGGUCCAGAUUAAGGAUGACCUACUCUUUUGAAUAUUUUAUCAUGAAGCAGUAUGGAAAAGUGCUACUUUAAGAGUGAUACUUUGUGUAUUGGUAAUCUUGUAAAGUAGUCUUUAUUUGAUUCCAAAGCCCUUGAUCUGAUUGAGCGAUUUAAAAAUUGUUUUUUGGACUGUAUAGGUAUAAAUUGUUAUACAAUCUAAGGAACCUCAAUCCGUUUUAUCUGCCAAAUGUCACAACUUGAAUAGUUAUGACGUCUGGUGGGAGUUUGAAUUUGUUUCGUGGAGAAUCUCACCCUUAAUUGUAAUGCAUACCAUAGUUUAUUCAGUGUAUCAGAACUUUCUUUUAGUGGACAUGGAAAGAAGCGUGAUAUGAAUUACAUCUGACAUGCUAGCCAAGAAAGAAAGUGGUUUCAAUACUUUUAGGUUAUGAGGUAUUUGUUCUGAUGCCUCAUACCAAGGUACCACUAUUGCUCUAUGUGUGCUACAUCAUAAGCAGUGAAAAUUUUCCAAGAUGCUAGAUGAAACAUGGAAGGGCUACAGUAGAUUGUAUAGUACCUAGCAGCUAAUGGCAUGUUGUUCACUACCUCUUUGCUUUCUCAGGGCACAAUUUUGCCAAAAAUUUUAUAAUUUGAAAAUAUCAUUAACUCACUGGAAACUGCUGGUCAUUUUCUUUAAGUCACUGGAAAAAAAUUGCCCUUGGAAGGUAUUCGUAUUACUCAUAACAUUGUGUUUUGGUUUGUGCUCUUGUCAAACGUUUUUAUUAAGUAUCUGGGUAUGCAGCAGUGCAAGGUUGUACUUAAUGCCCCUAAUUUUCCAUGUUCACUUUUUCUUUUAACUGCUUACUAUAAUGUGUGUUUUUUGGGCGCUUAUUGUGUGACAUAAUCAUGGCCUUUUUUAUCAUUUUUUAAAUUGUUUUACUUUAAGAAUUUGUUACAACUGUAACUCUAUGACUGCCACAACUACACUUACUAUUGAUGAUUUUCAGAUUGAAAUGUUGUGGUAACAAUUUUUAACCUAAAGAACAUUUAUAUUGAUGCUUCAAACUUGUAUGUUGUAUAUAGUAAAUUAUUGACAUGUCAGUAUUUAAAUUAGGCACAUGUAACACAAUACCCCUUGACCUUUGUGUUGUUAAUUACUUUAACAUCAACUGUUCUGCUAGAACACACACAUUGCCAUAGAGCAAGUCAGGAAAAAUACAUAUAUACCUCAAACAUUUAAAGAACUGAAUUGAUAUAAUUUAUAAUAUUGUUAUAUAAUUUCCCAAUGCUAAUGCCAAAUCCUCCCAAAUUUGCAGAAAAUUGGAUAUUUAUUAAUUAUUGUCUGUCAGUGAAAUAUUUGGAAUUGUCUGAUUAAUAAACAUUGCAGACAUCUUUUUUAAUAAUGGUGCACAUUUUUUCUUUCAAAAAAAUGAAAAUACAGUUUUUGAAUAAUACAUCUCAUCUGAAGUUAUGACAAGCACAGUUGUUUGGCUGAAUAUCUACUGUCUACUGAAUGAAUAUGAACCUUUUAAAUAUUAUGUGGAAGUUAGCAGUAGAAAUAUUAUAUAUUAUGUAUAUCAUGCCAAGUUUUAGCUGUAAUAAUCAUAAGACAUAGUUGUUAGGUGCUGGUUUAAUAUCCUUGCUAUGGUGCUCUUGGUUAAAGACAGAAAAUUACCAGUCAGUUGCAUUUUUUUGUCCUUGUUUUCAGUAAAAAAAAAAACAGUAACAUUGCGCUUGUCACAUCUGACCUGUUAGAGUCAUGAACUGAAAUUUGUUUCUCAAAAUAAUGUCUUAUUUGUUACUGAAAUGUUAAUUUCAUAAUAGGAGUAAUUCUGGUAAUCAAAAAAAUUUUUGCCAUUAUUUAGGGCUGGAACCCAGUAUUGAUCUUUCUAAUAUUAUAACAACUGGGUCUUAUUAAUAAUUAAUGUACAAGACUAAAAUCAAGUUACUCUCUAGAGGAAGAUAAUUAGGCCCAAACAACAUCUAGUAUCCUCUACAUAAAACGCUGUCUGUGACAAAAGUCUACUUUUAGGCUAUUUUACUUCUGUUAAAUCAUAUUUUAUUUUAUUCUUUUAAUGUGAAAAAAGAAUGAUAUUUUAUUGAUGUUUUGUACACUGAUUUCAUUUUACAGUGAGUUAGACGAUGAAAUUUUCUGCAAUUGUUUCUAUUAGAUCUGGAACUGGGUUCAUGAAGACCUUCUCAGUUAGGAUACAUCAUACAUUUUGUCUUAUAAACAAUACAUAAGAUAUAUCUUAACUUAUCAAGCUUUCAAGAAUCCGGUUGCUGUUCCAGUAAAAAGGUACAAGUUGUUGGCUUGUUAGCUUGAACAGUCCAAUCUCCUGAAGGCCAACAACACUCAUUUGUAUGUCACAGGGACCAUUUUGAAUGAUAAGAUGUUUCCAUUAGUUGAGGUUAAAGCUGUAUUUUAGACACUGUAUAUCAAGAGAACAUGCUGGCUCUGGUAAGUCAGUUUAUUUCUGGAAUCUUAGAAUUGUCUGGAAAACAAAGCUCAUAAAAUUUAAUGACACAUGGACUACAAGCUUCAUUCACAAAUUAUAGUUAUUAUAACUUCUUAAUGAAAUCCAACUAGUAUUUAAGACUUCUUAUACUGAUAAUGUUCUCUGGCUGGUUGAUCUCUACCUUAAGCUUUCAGUUCAAAACGUUGAAACAAAAAUGUUUCAGUGAAUUUAAUAUUGACAGCUCUGGGCCUGCCUCCUCUUCAGGCGCUUUGUUCUUCACCCAGAAGAGAGCGCGAAAUGUGAGUGACAGGCGAGUGACUAGUGAUGAAGUGUAAGGAAUAGUUGGAAGGAGAAAAAUGAGAGGUGCAGACAUCUCCCCCAUUUCGUUCAUCCUGCCAUCCUUUGCACCCAUACGAGGCAGCCUCUGGGCAGUAACAAGUUUAAGACAUUUCAUGAGGUGUUUUUAGUUUUUUACAGAAGUACAAUUUCGUGCGAUUUACAGUCAAGGUAGGCCCUGUUUUGCCUCACAGUUAAAGAAAAACAGUUUAUGCAAAUAGUAUUCAAGCAAUUGUAGUGUUGCAACCAGUCAGAUUUCAUUAGUGAAAUUUGAUUGGUAACAUUGUCAGAUCACUCCAGUCUGAGGUGUUAAUGAAUCUUUUUGUCAUUUAUUUAAUACUAUUAAUUGUAUCAAAUCUACCUUGCAAUAUUAAAAACCCUACAUAAACUGGAUCUUUAUAACACAACCUACAACUUUAUAUUUAUAUCUGAAAUUUUCAAACGUACUAGAAACCUAUUAAAACUAUCUGAUCAACUUGAAAACAGAAGAUAAUUAUUUUUAUGAAACUGAUGCAGGACCUUUAUACUUAAUAUUUUAAAAAACUGAUAAUGCAUUUGAUGACCUGUUUAAUAUUGAUGUAAUAUAUAUUGAAAUACUUAAUAUUAAGUGUAUGUGUUACUGCAGUGAGUACUGCUUCUUAAAUAAUGGUUUUCACAUAAAUAACUUUCGUACCUGCUUACUUUUUUGUCUGGGUGAUAAUUAAUCAGGGCUUGAAAAAAAAUCCCAUCCAGUCGUCCAAGAGAACUAUAUUUCCUUGCCAGGCAAGUAGGUUACAUGCUCACUUACCCACUGGCCAAGGGCAAGCAAGCCAUCUUCUAACUCACAAUGAUGAACACACAUUAAUCACCUUGGGCAAGCAAAAUGAGAGAACAGAUUGUCCUAAUGACAAGCUCGAAUACAAGGUUUUUUUUUUCAAGCCCUGAUACUGGUCCUUUUCAAGUACAGCCAACCCAAGCAGUAUUAUUUUGUGAUUUUCCAUGGGAGCAGCUCUUGGGAUUCUGUGGUAUAAAAUAUACCCUGCAAGUUCGUAUCUACCUGGUAAAGUGGGUUCCAUCUGUAAAGGAGCUCCAUAAAUAGCUACUGCCUACUGAUAUUUUGUAAUGUAUCAUAACAUCAUUAUUUCAGUUGGAGUGAAAUAAACCACCAUAAGUACAUAGUGGCAAAGUAUUUAAAGAAGCCAUUUGUCAUUUUAUUGUUAGUAGCAUGUAGUGUGUGAUAUUUAGUACUUUAAGUGUAAUAAAGCUAAAGAAUCAGUCACAUUAUAAGUGAUGAGCUUAAAUAAAUUCCAUUUUUAAGUAUCAAUGGAAAAAGUAAAUUUUAAAUUUUGCAUUAAUAAAUAAGUAUUAACAAAUUUUGAAAAACUGCUGAAAGUUUUAUUUGUCUUAAAGUGCAAUUACGCUAUUUAAGAUGCAGGACAAAAAUACAACUCAAGAUACAAAAAAAACAAAGCAACUUGUUUAUUCAUCACAGCUUAUUGUUAACACAU